Messenger RNA from Catharus ustulatus (Swainson's thrush), 5883 nucleotides. It is a transcript of the gene GFPT1, whose product is annotated as glutamine--fructose-6-phosphate transaminase 1. Gene Ontology annotation, molecular function: carbohydrate derivative binding; L-glutamine:D-fructose-6-phosphate transaminase (isomerizing) activity. The record is from RefSeq and is a predicted model, not a curated record. The coding region runs from base 73 to 2118 and encodes 681 amino acids. The transcript is spliced from 19 exons. NCBI's taxonomy places the organism in Eukaryota, Metazoa, Chordata, Aves, Passeriformes, Turdidae. Gene Ontology annotation, biological process: UDP-N-acetylglucosamine metabolic process; fructose 6-phosphate metabolic process; protein N-linked glycosylation.
CCUGCGCCGGGCCUGGCGCGAGGGGCGCGGCCCCGGCGCCACAGACAGCGCGGCUGCGGAGCGGGACGCACCAUGUGCGGCAUCUUUGCUUACCUGAACUACCAUGUGCCCCGGACAAGGCGGGAGAUCCUGGAGACCCUCAUCAAGGGGCUGCAGCGCCUGGAGUACCGGGGCUAUGACUCUGCAGGUGUGGGACUGGACGGCGGAAAUGACAAAGACUGGGAAGCCAAUGCUUGCAAAAUCCACAUUAUCAAACAGACGGGGAAAGUGAAGGCUCUGGAUGAAGAGGUUCACAAGCAACAGGACAUGGACCUGGACAUCGAGUUUGACGUUCACCUGGGGAUUGCCCACACGCGCUGGGCCACGCAUGGCGAGCCCAAGCCUGUCAACAGCCACCCUCAGCGCUCAGACAAGAACAAUGAGUUCAUCGUCAUCCACAACGGCAUCAUCACAAACUACAAGGACCUGCAGAAAUUCCUGGAGAGCAAGGGCUACGACUUCGAGUCGGAGACGGACACGGAGAGCAUCGUCAAGCUGGUCAAGUACAUGUACGACAACCGCGACAGCGACGACAUCAGCUUCUCCACGCUGGUGGAGAGGGUCAUCCAGCAGCUGGAAGGUGCUUUUGCCCUUGUGUUCAAGAGUGUUCAUUACCCUGGGCAAGCAGUUGGUACCAGGCGAGGCAGCCCCCUGCUCAUCGGUGUGCGCAGCGAGCACAAGCUCUCCACUGACCACAUCCCCAUCCUGUACCGCACAGGGAAAGAUAAGAAGGGGAGCUGCAACCUGUCUCGAGUGGACAGCACCACCUGCCUCUUCCCUGUGGAGGAGAAAGCUGUGGAAUAUUACUUUGCUUCUGAUGCCAGUGCUGUCAUCGAGCACACCAACCGCGUGAUCUUCCUGGAGGACGACGACGUGGCGGCCGUGGUGGACGGGCGGCUGUCCAUCCACCGCGUCAAGCGCACGGCCGGCGACCACCCGGGCCGGGCCGUGCAGACCCUGCAGAUGGAGCUGCAGCAGAUCAUGAAGGGUAACUUCAGCUCAUUCAUGCAGAAGGAAAUAUUUGAACAGCCAGAAUCUGUUGUUAACACAAUGAGAGGAAGGGUCAACUUUGAUGACUACACUGUGAACCUUGGUGGGCUGAAGGAUCACAUCAAGGAGAUCCAAAGGUGUCGGCGUUUGAUCCUCAUCGCCUGUGGCACGAGUUACCACGCAGGAGUGGCAACCCGCCAGGUGCUGGAAGAGCUGACUGAGUUACCUGUCAUGGUGGAGCUGGCCAGUGACUUCCUGGACAGGAACACCCCUGUGUUCAGGGAUGAUGUCUGCUUCUUCCUCAGCCAGUCAGGGGAAACAGCAGACACUCUGAUGUGCCUUCGGUACUGCAAGGAGAGGGGAGCCCUGACCGUGGGCAUCACCAACACCGUGGGCAGCUCCAUCUCCCGCGAGACCGACUGCGGCGUGCACAUCAACGCGGGCCCCGAGAUCGGCGUGGCCAGCACCAAGGCCUACACCAGCCAGUUCGUGUCCCUGGUGAUGUUUGCCCUGAUGAUGUGUGACGACAGGAUCUCCAUGCAGGAGCGGCGCAAGGAGAUCAUGCGGGGGCUGAAGGGGCUGCCAGACUUGAUUAAAGAAGUGCUGAGCAUGGAUGAUGAAAUCCAGAAGCUGGCCACAGAGCUGUACCAUCAGAAGUCUGUCCUCAUCAUGGGACGUGGUUACCACUAUGCCACGUGUCUGGAGGGAGCCUUGAAAAUUAAAGAGAUCACCUACAUGCACUCAGAAGGGAUCCUGGCUGGGGAGCUGAAGCACGGCCCCCUGGCCCUGGUGGACAAGCUCAUGCCUGUGAUCAUGAUCAUCAUGAGAGACCACACCUAUGCCAAGUGCCAGAACGCUCUCCAGCAGGUCAUUGCACGGCAGGGCCGGCCUGUGGUGAUUUGUGACAAGGAGGACAUUGAGACCAUUAAGAACAACAAAAGAACAAUCAAAGUUCCCCACUCAGUGGACUGUCUGCAGGGGAUCCUGAGUGUGAUCCCCCUCCAGCUGCUGGCCUUCCACCUGGCCGUACUCAGGGGCUAUGAUGUUGAUUUUCCAAGAAAUCUGGCCAAGUCCGUAACUGUAGAGUGAAACAUCAUCUGAAUCAUAGGGGCAAAGGGGAAUUAAAUGAAAGACUUUUUUUGGUACCAAAAUAACUUGAUUUUAAAGCCCCCUAGGUAAAUCUUAUUUUGGUAAAUCGUUGUUUGUGUAUAAGAUCACCAUAAUUCCAUUACAUUAGUGAUUGUCCAAUUGAUUCCACAUGCUAUGUCAAUAGCUCUGGGUUUUUUUGAUCAGUAGACUUCCAUGAAAGAUGUUAAAUGGUUUUCCUUAAAGAUUGCUGAGUCUUCUAGGUAAGGGGCACUCCACUUUACUCUGAGCUAAUGUCAUUGUCUCUUACCCAAUGUGGCUCAUUCCAGUCACUGAUGAGAAACCUCCGAAGGAAUUAAUCCAUGCCCUGUCAUGCUCUCAGGCAGUGAAGCAGGACACCAGGACAGACAACUGGAACAAGAGCUGCUACUGGUCAUGCUUGUGCAGAUAUUUUACCAGUGAAUGAAACUGCAGGCAAAGCCUUUGGGGUAAAUUCCUGCCUCAGGUGCAAAAGGAAUUCAGCUGAGUUGGCACAGCCUCCUCCUCUGGGCACCUGGUGGAUGUGCCAAGAGCUGCUCCAGGAGGGUUUUAUCUAUGCCAAAAACAGACAAGACAAUCUCAUAGCCAUGGUGGCCGUGGCACCCAGCCUGUGGGACUGGGAGCUCUGCCUGGCCAGUGGGGUGAGGGCAAGGAGGAGAGCCCAGGGCUUGCUCAGAGCUGCUGCCUGCUGCUGCUGCUUGGGGCUUUUUAAAACAAGUGGAAGAUUUCCUGUGCUGAGGAUUUUCCCCUUGAACUGAGGGGCACUGUGGGAGACACUUGAGUGACCCAGCUGUGCACACACCUGGGUGACCCAGCUUCAUGCACACCUGAGGGGGAUAAAAAGGCUCCAUAAACACAACAGAAAUAAAUACCUUGGUAAUAUUUCUAUAACAGGCUUGAAGAGAAUCAAAAAUGACACAGAAAAUGUAUGUUCAGGGCUCCAAACCUGACUUUUUCAGAGUAUUCUUAGGUAUUUCCUAAUGUGAAAAGGUGAAUUUCCUCCCAUCUUGCUGGGUUUUGAAUUAACUUUACACAGGCACUACAAAAACCAUACCACAAGGUAUAAAAUGGUGCUGGUGAAUAUUCCAGGUCAUUUACUGCCCCUGAGAAAUGGCUUUAGGCAAUGCAGUGCUUGGGGACUGCCCAGUGCCCUGCCAACCCCAGCUGCCCUGGCACAGGGUGACACAGUCACUCAGGCUGGUCCAUGGCUGCCCUGAGCAAGGUAUUCCCAAAGUCUCUAUGGAAAUUCUGCUUGGUAUGAACCCACAGGGACUCUUCCACUUCAAUGCAGUGUCAGCUCAAGGCUCAGUUUCAUGAUGAGAAUGAAAUGCUGCGUGCCUGGAAACAGGUUCUCCAAGCCAGUGUAUGUGUUUAUUAAUCUGUCAUAUUCAGACUAUUAAUUUAUGAACACAUUGUGCUGCCAGUGUCUGUUUAAGAACAAAGUAGUAAAUGCUGCAUUUUAGUUCAGCAAAUGCUGUGUGUGAGGCACUGCCUUGUGACAGCUGUGCCUCUACCUAAACAUGACCCAUAGCCCUCCCUGCUUCACUGGAGGAGGAGAAUUGUCCUUAGGGGAAAAAAACAAGGCUGUGCAAUGCUCACAGGUGGGGACAGCUCCUCCUCCUUUUCCUCCUCCUCCUAGCUUGCUUUAGAGAACCUGUGCAGGGCUGGCUCCCCUGGGUCCCCUGGCACAGGAUGUGCAGUGUCCCACCCUUGGCUCUCAGACCAGGAUCUCAUGUGAGGCAGCCCCACAAGGGAAUGAUUUGAUGCCCUUUUUUUUUUUCUGCGCCUGCAGCCAGCAUUGCUUUCACCCUGCCUUGCACAGAGAGCUGCCUGUGGGCAGGGGCACACACCCCUGUGAACACAAGCUGCUCCUGAGUAGAAGUUUGGUAGUGCAGGCUGUUACACGUUGGUCAGAGUUGUGUACCAAGAGGACCAAAGAGCAGGAGUCUGAGUUAGAAAUGUCCAGUCUGACAGUGGAGCUGUAGGGGUCAUGCUGAGCUCUCUGGCUUUGUGCUGUGCCAGACAAAUCCUUGUUCCUUGUAGCUGGAGGCAUUGAUGGGUCAGAGGAGCAGGUAGUGCCCAGCCCCUCCUGCCAGCAACUGCCUGGGUGUCAAACUCUACCUGCCAAAACUGAGGGCUCAGAGCUGCUGCAGUGAGGCUGAGGGUGCUGUAGGCUCAGUCCCAAAGGAUGCUCUGGAGCACACCUGUAUGAAGAAUUCCUCUGCUGAGAGUGGCAGGGAACUUGUUAAGCAUCUCCUUGUUGUUGUUGUUGCCAUGUAGUGUGAAGUGAGAAUGUACAAAGGACUCUUUUUAGCUUUCCUUACCUCAUUUUAUCCACGUGUUGCAUUUCGAUGAACAGAUGAUGUUUCUCUUUUCCUUAGAAAACUUUUAGGAUGUCUCGUGGUAUUUAUUAACAGCCAGUCAGUCUUCUGCUCUCCCAAAUGAAUGUUUUGCUUACUGAGCCAGUGAAAUUCUCUCCUUCCUCACUGAGGUGUUGAAAAAUUCAGUAGCCCUAUCUCUAAAAUUGAGCCACAGGUAAAUGGUAAAUAAAAAUAAAAAUCAAAGCCUUUGCCAUCUAGAAUAGCAGCUCCUAUUCCUGCCCACUUUGGUCACAAUUUAUUUUGUUGUGAGUAACUCUGUUCCUCACCUGUAGGGACUCAGAGGGAAGCCCUGAGGUCUUGGGGAGUUGAAUUACCAAAGACCAGAGAGCUCCCAGCUCAGCCCAUGUUUCUGGCUGUCAGUUCUCAGAGAGAUUCCACACACGUGGAAAUGAGGCUGCACAUGGAAUAUGCGGCAGCCAGAAAGGUUUUUUCUCCCCCCUGGCUUGCUGCAGUAGGGCUGUGGGCAGUUUUCUCCCGGAUUUGUCAUAGCCAGCACUCUGUGCAUGUUCUUACCAAGAGCCCAUCAGUGCCUGGGGGCUGUCCCUGGGCAGGACCAUCUCCUGUGUGAAGUGGGGAGACCCUUCUGUCCAAAAAGCUGCCUGGACACCCAGUGUUGGGUCAGGCUCAACCCCCUGUGCUGAGAGAGCCAAAACACCACCCAGAGCCUUUCCCAGCCACGUGGGAUGGAGCUCAUGGGCCCCACACGGAACCCUCAGUCUGGAGCCAUAAGCCCAGCCCAGACACAGAGGGCUGCUUGAGCUGCAGAGUGAAGCCUCUAAAGGCACAAAUCAAACCCACACCAGUGCAGAACUGGGCCUUAGCCCUCCCUGGCUGUCCCCAGGAGUCCUUGAUGCCAUGGGCAGGUGCUUGGUGGCCGUAUUGGAUGGAGGGAGGGACUGAAAUUAAGUAGCUUAAGUAGCAGGUCAGUGUUUAGCUGUGGCUAAUUUUAGAUCCUACCUGAAUGCACCAAACUUGCCUCAAAGCAUGGAGUCCCUCCUCCUCACCAGAAACAGGAAGAAGAAGAAACAGAAGUAUUUGGGUUGAAAAAACAAAAAACAAAAAAAAAAAAAAGGAAAGAAAACUCUGCCUUCAAUUCAAUUUCUGUAAAUAGACAUUUGAGUGGCAAAGCCACGUUUCCUCCCUUGUAGAUUCUCUGCCUCUGCUGUACAUAUCCAGCUGGCUUGGGUUGUGGGGACCAGACUGUACCGUGUUUCUGUUGUGUGCUGUAUGCAGAAGAUGUCUUACUUUUGUCUGUAGUGUUCUAUAAUUUGGUUUUUGUCUCUUUGCUUACUUUUUUUGUAUCUCACCCUUUGAAUAAAAUCAAGUGCCCUACAUUAAACAAACGGAA